This is a messenger RNA of Strongyloides ratti, 6285 nucleotides long. Its product is annotated as Atrial natriuretic peptide receptor 1. The coding region runs from base 1 to 6285 and encodes 2094 amino acids. The transcript is spliced from 4 exons. Gene Ontology annotation, biological process: receptor guanylyl cyclase signaling pathway; cGMP biosynthetic process; protein phosphorylation. NCBI's taxonomy places the organism in Eukaryota, Metazoa, Nematoda, Chromadorea, Rhabditida, Strongyloididae. The record is from RefSeq and is a predicted model, not a curated record. Gene Ontology annotation, molecular function: guanylate cyclase activity; ATP binding; protein kinase activity.
AUGAGUAUUUUAAAAAUAAUAUUUUUUUUAAAAUUUGGUCUUAUAUUUGCUUUAAAAACAAUUCACUUAGGAUUUUUAUUUCCAUUGAAUUCAAUUAGUUUAUUUAAUUUGACUAGUUUCAAUUUGUCUGGUGGUGUUGUAUCUCUUGCUUUAGAAAAAAUAAAAGAAGAACAACUUCUUCCAAAUUAUGAAUUUAUAUUUUCUACAAAAUUUGAUGAAUGUAUCAAUUCAAAAGUUUCUGCUAAAACAUAUGAGCUUAUAAAAAAUGGUGUUGAUGUAAUUUUUGGUCCAUCAUGCAGUAAAGCAUCAACUAUGGCAUAUUUUAAUGUAAAAUUUUAUAAUAAAGUACAAAUUGGAUGGGGGAUUCAAUCAUAUAGUAAUAUAGAAAAUACUAAAAAGUUUCCAAAUUUACUUAAUAUUAAUCCUUUAAUAACAUCAACAUUUAUAGCAUUAUUUGAUUUUUUAAAACAUUUUAAAUGGAAUAGAUUAUCAUUUAUUUCUGCAUCAAAUGAUAUUGGAAGAUGUUCAAAUAUUUUAUUAAGUUUUAAAAAUUUUAUUCAAAAAAGUAAUUCAGAUAUGUAUAUAACUUUAACAUAUAUAACAUCAAAUCCUCCAUCAAAAAAAGAUUAUGAAUAUUUUUUAAAUAGUAUUCAAGAUAAGUCAAGAAUUGUCUUAAUUUGUUUUGAUAGUAAUAUAUGGAGAAGACAAUUUUAUCUUACAAUAUUUGAUAUGAAAUUAAAUAUUAAUGAGUAUGUUUUUAUUAAUAUUGAAAAUAUGUAUUCAGAUUUUAAUACAUUUAAUUUUAAUAAAAAUGGUAAAAUGUAUAAAUUUUAUGAAGAUACUAACAUUCCAAAUGAUGGAAGAGAUAAUGAUGCUAAAGAAAUUGCACAACAUAGUUUUUUUAUUGAUCUAGAACAAACUGUAUUUUUAAAUUAUAGUUAUAUGAAACAAAUAUUAAAAAAAAUAGAAAAUUAUCCAUUUUAUUGUAAAACAUGUAAUGUUGAUAAAUAUAAUUCAUUAUCAAUUUUUGCACCAAGUUUGUAUAAUGCUAUUUAUAUGUGGUCUAAAAUAUUGAAUACUACUUUAACUAUAUAUGGAGAUAAAGCAUUAGAUGAUCCUUCAUUAUAUAGAAAACACUGUAAAGGAACAUAUAAAAGUAUUUUUAGUGAAUUUUCACAAGAUGAUAAUUGUUUUAAUAAUGCUAAUUUAUUUAUUACUGGUUUAAAUAAUGAUGGAACAACUACAAAAUAUUUUCAAUAUUUAUUUUCUUCAUCAAAUACAUUUUCAAAAUAUAUAUUAAUAUCUGAUUAUGAAAAUAAAAUGUUUAAAAAAUGGAAUAAUUAUAUUCCUUUAACUGUUCCAGAAUGUGGACUUAAUAAAGAUAAAUGUAUUAAAUCAUUUAUUACAAAUAAUAAGGCAUGGUUUAUUGUAAUUUGUAUUAUAUGUAUUAUUAUUAUUAUCACUAUAAUCAUAUUUUUUUUCAUAUAUUAUUUUUAUUUAUUUCAAAAAAAUAAUAAAAAAAAUUUUGAUACAUGGAAACUUAAUCCUAAUAACAUGACAAGAAUUGAUAAUGAAAAUUUUAAAAAUGAAAUUUUAGGUUCAUUUCAUUCAACAUCAAUUUCAAUAAAUAGUAAUUCAUGUUUUCGAGGAAAAAAAGAAACAAAUAAGUAUUUUUAUGGUUAUUACGAUGGUAUACCAAUUGUUGGAAGAAAACAUUCAAUAAAAUUUGUUUAUGAAAAAGCAAUAAAAAAUGAAACAAAAGAAUGUUUUUUUUUGGAACAUGAAAAUGUAAAUAGAUUUAUUGGAAUGUCCCUUGAACCAGGCCAUAUUUAUUCAAUAUGGAAAUAUUGUAAUAGAGGUAGUUUAUUUGAUAUAAUUGAAAGUGAUAAUUCUAUUCUUGAUACUUUUUUUUGUAAUAAUAUGAUAACAGAUUUAUUGGCAGGAUUAAUUUAUAUACAUAAUAGUUCAAUCAAAUUUCAUGGUACAUUAACAUCAAAAAAAUGCAUGAUAAGCGAUCAUUGGCAAUUAAAAAUAAGUGAUUUUAAUACAAAAAUUGUUAGAUGUAAAGAUAAAGUUUCAACACUUGAUAAACUUUGGAUGUCACCUGAAAUGUUAAAAUCAGAAGAAUAUAUUGGAAAUACUGAAGGAGAUAUUUAUAGUUUAGGUAUAAUUGCUUCUGAAAUAUUUACAAAAAAGCAUCCAUGGGAUUAUAAUAAUCGCAAAGAAAGUUUAGAAGAAUUGAUUUAUUUAAUAAAAAAAGGUGGUUCAAAUUCAAUAAAACCUGAUAUAAAAAUUGCAGACGGAUUAAUUUUUAAUGCUUCAGCAAUAUCAUUAUGUAAAGAAUGUUGGAAAGAGAACCCACAAGAAAGACCAGUACUAAAAAAUAUUAUAACAUUACAUAAACAAUUUUCUGCAUCGAAAACAAAAAAUUUAAUGGAUCAUGUAUUUUCUAAUCUUGAAAAUUAUGCACAAAAAUUAAAAAAUGAAGUUGAUGAAAGAAGUAAAGAAAUUCAGGAAGAACAAAAAAAAUCUGAUCUUUUAUUAAAAAAAAUGCUUCCACCACAAAUUGCUGAUAAAUUAAAAUUAGGUAUAUCUGUACCACCAGAAGAUUUUGAUAAUGUAACAAUACUUUUUUCUGAUAUUGUUAAAUUUACCAAUUUAUCACAUAAAUGUAGUCCUUUUCAAGUAGUAAAUAUACUUAAUGAACUUUUUUCACAAUUUGAUAAUAUUAUAGAAAAUUUAGAUGUUUAUAAAGUUGAAACUAUAGGUGAUGGAUAUUUAUGUGUAUCUGGAUUACCUAAUCGUAAUGGAAAUAAUCAUGUUGUUGAAAUUGCUAAACUAUCAUUAGGAUUUAUGGAAAUAUGUGAAAAUUUUAAAAUUUUACAUUUACCAAAUGAAAAAAUAACUUUAAGAAUUGGUUGUAAUACAGGUCCAUGUACUGCUGGAGUAGUAGGAUUAUCUAUGCCACGUUAUUGUUUGUUUGGUGAUACAGUUAAUACUGCUUCCAGAAUGGAAAGUAAUGGUAAACCAGGAAGAAUACAUACAACAGAAUCUUUUUAUUGUCUAUUAUCAACUUUCGGUAAUUUUAUAAUGGAACAUAGAGGUGAAAUUAUUAUAAAAGGAAAAGGUGUAAUGAAUACAUAUUGGUUAAAUGGAAUGACUGGAUCCAGUAUACGUGUUAUAAAAUUGGGUUUUUUAUUCCCUUUGCAUUCAUCAGUAUUAUAUAACAUUUCUGGAUUCAAUCUUUCAGCUGGUGCUAUACCAAUUGCUAUUGAUAAAAUAAAAAAAGAACAAAUUUUACCAAAUUUUAAUUUUUCAUUUAAUGUUUUAUUUGACGAAUGUGAUCCAAUAAAAGCUAUUGGAGAAACUGAUAUAUUUGUUAAAAAUAAUAUAGAUAUUGUUUUUGGUCCAACAUGUAGUAUUUCUGCAACAAAAUCUAGCCUUCAUCUAACAUUUUAUAAUAAACCUACAUUUACCUGGGGAAUAUCUGCAAAUAGUGCAUUUAAAGAUACUAAACGUCUACCUAAUUUAAUAACAAUAAAUCCACUUAUUUCUCCAAUAAUUAUAGCACUUCUAGAUAUUCUUAAAACAUUUAAUUGGUGGAAUAUUGCAUUAAUAUCAACAACAAAUAAUUUAGGUAGAUGUUCUAAUAUUAGAAAAGGAAUAGAAAAUGAAAUUCAAACUGAUACAUCAUAUUUAUCAGUUAAAGUUUCUUAUGAAACAAAUAUCCCUCCAAAUGAAAAUGAAUAUGAUGUAUUUUUAGAUGAUGUUAAAAAAAAUGCUCGUAUUAUAAUUGGCUGUUUUGAUAGUGAUUAUUGGAGAAGGAAAUUUUUACUUAAAAUGUUUGAUCAUCAGAUGAAUAAUAGUGAAUAUGUUUUAAUAAAUUUUGAAAAUAGAAAUUCAAAUUUUAUGCAAUAUAAUUUUGAUAAAAGUGGCACAAGAAGAUUAUUAACUUAUGAAGAUGUUAAUAUUCCUAAUGAUGGAAGAGAUGAAGAUGCUUAUAAAAUUGCUAAAUAUACUUUAUUUAUAGAUUUAGUUACCUCACCAGAUUUAGAACUUGAAUUUCUUAAAAAUGUUCUUAAUAAAGUAGAAGGAUGGCCUUUUUAUUGUAAAACAUGUAAUACAUCAUCAUAUAUGUUUCCAUCUAUAUUUGCACCUUAUCUUCAUGAUAGUAUAUAUUUAUGGGCAAAAAUAUUAAAUAAAACUUAUAAUAUUUAUGGUGAAAAAGCAUUAAUAGAUGGAUCUUUAUAUAGAAAAUAUUGUAAAGGUACAUAUCAUGGAAUUGUUGGAACAUUUACUUAUGAUGAUAAUUGUUUUCGAACUGCAGAAGUUGAAUUAACUGGAUUAAGUGGUAAACUUAAUAUUACAUCAUAUAUAAAAUAUAAAUUUUCAAGUUUAUUAAAUUUUACUAAAGAAAAUCUUGUAAGUGAUUUAAAGACAACACUCUUUAAAACAUGGGGAAAUGAAAUUGUACCUAACAUUCCAAAAUGUGGAUAUUUAAAUAAUAAAUGUUUUAUAAAUUUUAUUGAAAAUAACAAAGUUUUAUUUAUAAUAAUUUGUGUAAUUAUAUCUAUUAUAAUUAUAAUUUUACUUUUAAUAACUAUUCAUAUUUUUUUAAUAUAUAGAAAACGUAAAAAAAAUGAAUCAUUACAAUGGAAAAUACCAUUUAGUUAUUUAGAAAAAUUUGAAAAAAAUAAUAGUUUAAAUCAAAGUAUGGUUUCAUUUCAAUCAGGAGUAACAUCUAAUAGUAGUCAUAUAAUAUUUAAAAACAAAAUAGAAUCAUCUAAAUAUAUAUAUGCAUUUUAUAAUAAUCAACCUGUUGUUGGAGAAAAACAUACAUCCAAUAAUGUCAAUGUAAAAGAAAUACAAAAAGAAUUAAAUUAUAUUUUAGCAUUUGAUCAUAAAAAUAUAAAUAAAUAUUAUGGAAUGUGUAUAGAUAUUGGGAAAAUAAUAUCUAUAUGGAAAUAUUCUGAAAGAGGAAGUUUAUUUGAUUUUUUACAAAUGGAUAGUUCUAUAAUUGAUACAUUUUUUUGUAAUAAUAUGUUAACUGAUUUAUUAGAAGGAUUAAAUUAUAUACAUAAUAGUCCAAUAAAUUAUCAUGGAUUUUUAUCAUCAAAAAAAUGUAUGAUAAGUAAUCAUUGGCAAUUAAAAAUAUCUAAUUUUGAUGGUAAAAUUGUAAGAGUUAAUGACAAUAUAUCAUCUAUUGAUAAACUUUGGAUGUCACCUGAAAUAUUAAGAUCAGAAGAAUAUAUUGGAAGUGUUGAGGGAGAUAUUUAUAGUUUAGGUAUAAUUGCAUCAGAACUUUUUACUAAAUCACAACCAUGGAAUUAUUGUAAUCGUAAAGAAAGUGUUGAUGAAAUUAUUUAUCUUGUUAAAAAAGGUGGUGAAAAUAUUUUUAGACCAGAAAUACAUGUAGCAGAAGGAUUAGAUAUAUUUUCAACAGCAUUAGAUUUAUGUCGAGAAUGUUGGAGAGAAAAUAAGAAUGAACGGCCUAAACUUAAAAACAUUAUAACAUUACAUAAACAUUUUUCGAUAUCAAAAGCAAAAAAUUUAAUGGAUCAUGUCUUUUUUACCUUAGAAGAUUGUGCACAAAAAUUAAAAAAUGAAGUUGAUGAAAGAAGUAAAGAAAUUCAAGAAGAACAAAAAAAAUCUGAUCUUUUAUUAAAAAAAAUGCUUCCACCACAAAUUGCUGAUAAAUUAAAAUUAGGUAUAUCUGUACCACCAGAAGAUUUUGAUAAUGUAACAAUACUUUUUUCUGAUAUUGUUAAAUUUACUAAUUUAUCACAUAAAUGUAGUCCUUUUCAAGUAGUAAAUAUACUUAAUGAACUUUUUUCACAAUUUGAUAAUAUUAUAGAAAAUUUAGAUGUUUAUAAAGUUGAAACUAUAGGUGAUGGAUAUUUAUGUGUAUCUGGAUUACCUAAUCGUAAUGGAAAUAAUCAUGUUGUUGAAAUUGCUAAACUAUCAUUAGGAUUUAUGGAAAUAUGUGAAAAUUUUAAAAUUUUACAUUUACCAAAUGAAAAAAUAACUUUAAGAAUUGGUUGUAAUACAGGUCCAUGUACUGCUGGAGUAGUAGGAUUAUCUAUGCCACGUUAUUGUUUGUUUGGUGAUACAGUUAAUACUGCUUCCAGAAUGGAAAGUAAUGGUAAACCAGGAAGAAUACAUACAACAGAAUCUUUUUAUUGUCUAUUAUCAACUUUCGGUAAUUUUAUAAUGGAACAUAGAGGUGAAAUUAUUAUAAAAGGAAAAGGUGUAAUGAAUACAUAUUGGUUAAAUGGAAAAAACUAG